Messenger RNA from Asparagus officinalis (garden asparagus), 1152 nucleotides. RefSeq lists its product as uncharacterized. The record is from RefSeq and is a predicted model, not a curated record. NCBI's taxonomy places the organism in Eukaryota, Viridiplantae, Streptophyta, Magnoliopsida, Asparagales, Asparagaceae. The transcript has 9 exons.
UACGGAUUUUCUCAGGUUCCUACCCCCCGCUCUCUCUCUCUCUCUCUCUCAACUCGAGUCCAGCGACUCUCAGUUUCUCUCGGCCAUGGCGACGGCUCUCAACCCCUCUCUUCGAUCAAUCCUCUUCUUCAUCCUCUCGAUCUCAGUUCUACUCCCCAUCUCUCUCGCCUACAGGCCUGGAGACAUCAUCCCCAUGAGCAAAGCCGGCCAAUACCACGGAUCGAGAACGGUCUGGAACGAUGUGAUCGGCCGCCACUGCCCGAUCUUUGCGGUUAAUCGCGAGGUAUUGAUUCCGAUUGAGAAGCCGACUGGGUUCACGGGAGCUGAUCCUUAUAAAUUAUCAUUUCAAGUUGGCCAUGAGAAAUUUUUUAUUCCAUGGCUUCUUCUUAUCAACCGCAAGAGUAGUGAAGUUCCAAUGAUUGAUGUGCAUUUGAGGUACAGUGGAAAUGAUUUACAUGGUGUCACAGCUAAAGUUGUGGAUAUGCCUCACCAUUAUAUUGAGGUUCAUCCAGACAUACGCAAGAACUUCUGGAAUCCGGAGCAUUGGCCAAAGUAUGUGCUUGUCAGAUACACAUGGUAAGUACAUUCCUCUUUANAUGUUGCUGGAGGAUUUUAUGUAUUGUUUGGAUCAGGCCUCGCCCUCUCCUUUGUUCUUGCAAUAUACGUAUUGCAAUCAUCUCAAGACAAACUAGCAAGGUUUGUGAGAGAGACUGUUGUAGAUAGCAAUAUCCCUGGUGGAGCAGUGGCAAAGGUUGAAUGACAUUUUCUUGGGGACCCAAGAAAUUACUCGUGGAUGUCAACACAUGAACUAGAGAUCGAGACAAUGAUGGAUUCUCUGAUCUCUCGAGGAUCAGUUUUUAUAGAGAAGAAGACAUUUCCUCUCAGGCAUCAAGAUUUUAACUUCCUGUGUAAUUUUAGAUGUCCAGAGACUUUACCAAAUUCCUUGUCUACUCAUAACAACAAACAUGCUGCUAACGUUAUAUAGUUUGUGAUACUCUUACCAUCAAUUGGUUGAUGUAAUUCUAAGAGAAGUGUAGUUGUUUGCGCUGAUCAAUUAUGGGGAAUCGAAGGAGCUUUCAUAGCAAACGCCUGUUUUGAGUUCUUGUAUGGCUGCUUUAUCUGUUAUAUUAUCAAUUAAUUUCAUUAUGUUGU